Molecule: messenger RNA, 2459 nt
Organism: Penaeus indicus
Lineage: Eukaryota; Metazoa; Arthropoda; Malacostraca; Decapoda; Penaeidae
Product: Krueppel-like factor luna
Exons: 2
Coding region: 523-2310 (595 amino acids)
Biological process (GO): regulation of transcription by RNA polymerase II
Molecular function (GO): RNA polymerase II cis-regulatory region sequence-specific DNA binding; DNA-binding transcription factor activity, RNA polymerase II-specific
Source: RefSeq, a predicted model, not a curated record
GCACCGAGUUACCACGGUCCAGACACCCUCCCCUGCGCGCUCCUCGCACGCCGUGCCCAAAGCCCGGGAGUGCCUCGCCCCGAAAGCCAAGGAACCCCUUGCCAGUGCCAUCUCUCGCAGGAUCUUCUGUGUCCCUCGCGUGUCCUCUGAAGGCGGUGUUCGUGCUCUGGGAUUUACCACUCGUGCUUCUGUCGUGUUGGAUCCUCAUGGUGAAUUUUACGUUCAAGUGAUCGGUGUCGGGAGAUGUAAACAGUGCCAUCGGAGUGUCACCCGCCGCUGCCUUUAUAUAUAUAAAAAAACAAAGGCCAUUUAAGCGUCGCUGACAUAGUGUGCCUUCCAGUGCCAUUGCCAAGGAUUACCUUACACGUGGAAUAUUGCCUCUGUGGUGUGUCUAGCAGCCUGUGAUGUGAUCCCUGCCCCGGUGCUAAGUUACCUCUGUCCAUUCUCAGUGAGUGCAUUCUGAUGGAAAAAGUAAUGGCUAGUAUACUUGCCAACUCGUUCCCGUUAUUGUCGCCAUAGUGGAUGCUAAGGAGCGACUUUGUGAGUGCCGUGUGGUGUCAGUGCUGUGCCCCUCCUCCCCCCACCCCCCUCUCUCCCCUCUCGACGUCCUCCUCGUCGCCUGCACUUUGGAGUUUUAUCUCUCGAGUCUUCCACCACAACGCCAAGAUGAGCACUGAGAUCUCAGACUUCCAAGACAUGUGGCAUGACAUCGAGACGGUGCUGUUGGGCAACGCGUCCAGCCCGGACCCGGAGCCGCUGCCCGCCGUCGUCGUCACGUCGGACGCCAUGACCACGCCCACAUCCACGUCGUCGUCGCCGCCCUCGACCGCGAUGUAUAGCGCCCCGUCGCUUCCCCAGACGCCCUCGAUACUGUCCCAGGCCCUGACGGCCCCGCUGACGCCGCGCCUCCACUCCCUGCAGUACGCGCCCUACUGCCCGCCGCCGCCGCCGUCAGAGGCCCUCCUCACGAACCUCAGCGGCGGCGGAGACGAGAGCCAGGGCGGCUACCACGUCCCCAGCGACGACAACCAGCACUACCGCGGGGUGUCGCCGGCCACGACGCCCAUGGACACGUCCUACCCCGGCCAGUACGCCUCGCCCUACCACGCCUACGUCGAGGGCCUGGAGGUGGACGCGUACGUGACGGAGGAGCUGGGCGCGCCGCAGUACGCCGCCAGCGUCAUGGACGCGUCCGGCCUGGUGCAGGCGGAGGACUUCGUGGACCUGGACGCCCUGGCCAAGAGCGCCGCCGAGGGUCACUACUGCGGCGACCCCCCGCCCCCCGCGCAGCCGCCGCGACCCGAGGCGCAGGAGCAGUUCCAGUUCGCGCCCCCGGAGGCCCCCUCCAAGCUGCCCUCCAUCGCCACGCUGCAGCCCCGCGGCCACGCCCUCGCCUUCAACACGUACGGCCCCGCGCUGCCGCCGCUCUCCGCCAUCACGGGCGCCCAGCAGCAGCAACAGCAGCAGCAACAGCAGCAACAACAACAGCAUCAACAACAGCAGCAGCAUCAACACCAACAACAGCAAAUUCAGCAGCAACAGCACCUGCAGCAGCAGCAACAGCAGCAGCAGUGCAUACAGCAGCCGCAGCCGCAGCCGCAGGGCGAGGGCAUGGUGCCCGCCCUGGCGCCCCAGCCGCCCACGUCCACCCCGCAGUCCCCCUCCGUCGCGGGGGUCACUCAGGUCACCUACACCCACGGCCAGAUGUCCCCCCCGGCGUCCCCCGACAACGAGGAGCUUCCCCCCGGGGUGAGGGUGUCUACGACGGGCGUGAGCCACGUGGGCAGCACCACGGCGCCCCUGACCACCCACGCCCUCACCCGCCAGACCCUCCACACGCUCGUCAAGGUCAUGACCCCGCCCUCGUCGCCGAACCUCUCCGAGCUCCUGUCGACGCCCGUGACCACGGCCGCGUCGUGUCACGCCCUCACGCUCACGGGCUCGGACCACCACCACCAGGCCGCCCGCGAGCCGCCCGCGCCCCCUCCGCCGGACGAGCAGGAGGGCAAAGUGGUGAAGAAGACGACGGGCCGCAAGAAGAUCACGGCCCACACGUGCCAGCACCCCGGCUGCCACAAGAUCUACACCAAGUCGUCGCACCUGAAGGCCCACCUGCGCACGCACACCGGCGAGAAGCCCUACAUGUGCAACUGGAAGGGCUGCGGCUGGAAGUUCGCCCGGAGCGACGAGCUGACGCGGCACCUGCGCAAGCACACGGGCGACAGACCCUUCCGCUGCCGCCUGUGCGAGAGGGCCUUUUCGCGCUCCGACCACCUCAGCCUGCACAUGAAACGGCACGAGAGCGUGUAGCCUGCUGGCGCCGCACACGCACACGCGCCCUCUGUACAUACAUACAGCCGGUGUACAAAGGCUGGAGGGGUAUAUAUAUUUUUUAUUUUCGUUUUUUUUUUCUUUUUUCACCUUGGUACCCCCCAGUCUGACCUAUGUUACCAGGUGAC